UGCCCAGUGACGCGUCAGCUGUUCGGGUUGCUCUUGCAGCAGGGGAGGGGCCGGGCCGGGUCAGGCCAUGCCAUGCAGCCGGGGUUGCCCCUGCACGCGGCGCUGACUGACGUGGUUAUUCUAGAAGCCAUGGACAUACUUUUUAGAAUAAGAGGGGGCCUGGAUCUGGCAUUUCAACUUGCUGCUACUGAUGAGGCAUCAACAAAAAAGGCAUUAAAAUAUGUUUUCAGUGAUCUUUCAAACAAACUGUCCUCAAAUGUUAUGGUAUUAAGAAUUUGCCAUAGUUCAGUGUACAUAUGGCCUAAUAGCGGCAUGAACACAGUUCCUUCAGAACUGACUGAUGAUUCUGCUUGUAAGGAGAUAAUGCGAUUUAUUCAAUAUGACCAGGAAGCUGAGACCAAACGCAAACUUACUAAAAAGAAGGAUAAAAAAUUACAAGACAUGCAGCAGGUAGUAAACAUAGACUUUAUGUUGGAAAUGACAUCACCUUCAGCUGCAUUAGCCCCAGUCAUUGAAAAGGAAAAUGAAGAACACCACUACGUUAGCAUGACCUUACCAGUUGAUGUUGUUGUCUCUAUUUCUCCAGAAGAAACGUGGAAGAAUGUACAAAAUAUCCUAGUUAACGCAGUUCAUAAACAACUAACCGAUAUGGAAAGGUGCAUUAUGAAAUAUAUGAAGGGAACAUCUAUUAUGGUACCUGAACAAUUUCACUUCAUGUUGCCGGGAACAAGAGACCUUGUAACAAUUUCCUAUCCAAUGGGUGUUCCAGAUGAUCAACUGGAGAGUUACAGAAAGGAAUUGCAUGAACUCUUCCAUCUGCCAUCUGAUAGACCAUAUUUCAGAAGAGCAAAUGCGUAUCACUUUCCAGAUGAACCAUAUAAAGAUGGGUAUCUCAGAAAUCCACACGUGCAUCUCCAUCCACCUGGUUUGGAGUCUGGUCUGGUGUGUGUGGUACAUGGUGUGUACAGUUAUCACCAUUAUAUGCAGGAUCGGGUAGAUGAUAAUGGCUGGGGUUGUGCCUACCGGUCUUUGCAGACUAUCUGUUCGUGGUUCAGACAUCAGGGGUACACAGACAGACUGAUACCAACACACCAGGAGAUUCAGCAGGCCCUAGUUGACGUUGGAGACAAACCAGCAGCAUUUGUUGGAUCACGGCAGUGGAUUGGCUCUAUUGAGGUACAACUUGUAUUGAAUCAGUUACUGGGAGUAACAUCAAAAAUACUGUUUGUCAGCCAGGGUUCUGAGUUAGCUUCUCAGGGAAGAGAACUUGCUAAUCAUUUCAAGACUGAAGGAACUCCAGUUAUGAUUGGUGGAGGUGUUUUGGCUCACACAAUCCUGGGAGUGGCAUGGAAUGAAAUUACAGGAAACAUAAAAUUUUUGAUUCUAGACCCACAUUACACAGGAGCAGAAGAUCUGACUGUUAUCUUAGAAAAGGGUUGGUGUGGAUGGAAGGGUCCAGACUUUUGGAGCAAAGAUGCUUAUUAUAACCUGUGCCUGCCUCAGAGACCAAAAACAAUAUAAAUUCCAGUUCUAAAUAUCACAUUAAGCCAGACUUAUUAGUCAAUAUAGUU
Messenger RNA from Alligator sinensis (Chinese alligator), 1571 nucleotides. It is a transcript of the gene UFSP2, whose product is annotated as UFM1 specific peptidase 2. The record is from RefSeq and is a predicted model, not a curated record. The coding region runs from base 73 to 1521 and encodes 482 amino acids. Lineage: Eukaryota; Metazoa; Chordata; Crocodylia; Alligatoridae. The transcript is spliced from 12 exons.